AUGAAUAAUGAACGAACUACACACACUGCAUCCAUAUUAGCAAGUGGAAAAGUAUUAGUUACUGGUGGAUAUGAUGCUAGUGGUGGUUAUUUGAAUAGUGCGGAGUUGUAUCAUCCAUCAACAGGAACUUGGAUAUCUACUGGUAGCAUGAAUCAUGCACGAGAGGGACACACCGCAUUGGUAUUAGCAGAUGGGAAAGUCUUAGUUACUGGUGGAUCUAGUAGUAGCAAUGAUUAUUUGGAUAGUGCGGAAUUGUACGAUUCAUCAACAGAAGCUUGGUCAAUUACUGGUGGAAUGAAUGAUGGGCGAAGUGAGCAUACAGCAACCCUUUUAACAAAUGGAAAAGUUUUAGUAACGGGUGGAUAUGGUGGUAUUGGUGGUUAUUAUAGUAGUGCUGAAUUGUAUGAUCCAUCAACAGGAACUUGGACAACUACUGGUAGCAUGAAUUAUGCACGAAAUGGACAUACUGCAUCCAUAUUAACAAAUGGUAAAGUAUUAGUUACUGGUGGAUAUACUGGUAGUGAUUUUGUGAAUAGUGAUGAGUUGUAUGAUCCAUCAAGUGGAACUUGGGCAACCACUAGUGGCAUGAAUGAUGCACGAUUUCUGCACACCGCAUCCGUGUUAAUAGAUGGGAAAAUCUUAGUUACUGGUGGAUCUAAUACUUUUAAUGAUUAUUUGAAUAGUACUGAGUUGUAUGAUCCAUCAACAGAAACUUGGUUAAUUACUGGUAGUAUGAAUAAUACACGAAAGCAGCAUACAGCAUCCAUAUUAACAAAUGGAAAAGUAUUAGUUACUGGUGGAGAUGGUGGUAGUGGUUAUCUCAAUAGUGCUGAGUUGUACGAUCCAUCAACAGGUACUUGGGAAACUACUAGUAGCAUGGUUUAUGCACGAUUGGCGCAUACCGCAUCCAUAUUAACAAAUGGAAAGAUCUUAGUUACUGGUGGAUAUAGCGACACUGAUGUUCUGAAUAGCACUGAAUUGUAUGAUACAUUAUCAACAGAUUAA
Molecule: messenger RNA, 1005 nt
Organism: Rotaria sp. Silwood2
Lineage: Eukaryota; Metazoa; Rotifera; Eurotatoria; Philodinida; Philodinidae
Source: the annotation of a GenBank genome assembly